Molecule: messenger RNA, 834 nt
Organism: Aspergillus bombycis
Lineage: Eukaryota; Fungi; Ascomycota; Eurotiomycetes; Eurotiales; Aspergillaceae
Exons: 2
Coding region: 1-834 (277 amino acids)
Cellular component (GO): membrane
Source: RefSeq, a predicted model, not a curated record
AUGGAGAAAACCACCACAAAAAUGCGCAGACUUGCCCCCUUCACCAGCCUUAUGGGCGCAGACCCAUCCCUUGACAGUCAACACUGCUUCGAAACCUCCUGGCUCCUCCCACCACUAGCCUACGCCAUUUUCCGCGGUGCGAUCGCGCUCUACAUCUUCGUGACCAUCUUCUUCAUCUGGGGCUGGAACGGCACCCAUGGCGACCGCGCAGCUAUCGGCCAAUCCUUCAGCUACUUCACCUGGCUGACAUACUGGGGUCUGGGCUUCUACCACAUUUUCGCAUGUAUCCAUACCACCCUCUAUGCGCUGACCGGUCGCUCGGUGCUCUUCGAUCGCUGGCCCCGUGGCCUGCGCGCCCUCCACAGUCUCUACUAUACGACCAUCACGACGUUCCCGUUCCUCGUCACGAUCGUUUUCUGGGCGAUUCUGCAUCCGUCUUGGUUCGACGUGACUUUCAAUGCGUGGUCAAAUCUCUCCCAACACGGCCUCAACUCCCUCUACGCCCUUCUGGAAAUCAUCCUCCCGGCGACUAAUCCCCACCCGCUGAUGACGUUCCCAUUCCUCGUGUUUCUGCUCCUCCUUUACGUCUCUCUUGCCUAUUUGACGUUCCACACGCAGGGAUUCUACACGUAUUCAUUCUUGGAUCCUGGUGAGCACGGAGAGAAGAGUGGCAAGGUCACUGCCUAUUGCUUUAUCAUUCUUGCGGCAAUUGUGAUUAUCUUCGGCAUUACUUGGUGUGUUAUGUGGUUGAGGAGGAAGUUGACCGGGGGUAAGGUGAAGCGGUCGAAGUUCGAUCAUGAGAGACCGAUUGAGAUGCGGGAGACGGAGGUCUAG